Molecule: messenger RNA, 3777 nt
Organism: Ostrinia furnacalis (Asian corn borer)
Lineage: Eukaryota; Metazoa; Arthropoda; Insecta; Lepidoptera; Crambidae
Product: IQ and AAA domain-containing protein 1-like
Exons: 21
Coding region: 390-3056 (888 amino acids)
Molecular function (GO): ATP binding; ATP hydrolysis activity
Source: RefSeq, a predicted model, not a curated record
UUCAACUACCACCAAAGAAGAAGAAAUGAAACUUCAUCAUCAAAUCUAGUUGUUUUAUAACUUGUAGUAAAUAUUUAUCAAGGGACACUCUUUACUCUGGAUUAUUAAGUUAAGCAUCUACCUUGACACCUACGGCACCUACGCCUUCACCCUCGUGAACAAACUCUUAUUUCUCCAUACAAACUUUGGACCCCCGUUUCAUCCCUUUAGGAUUUGAAUUGUGGGUAAUCCUUUCUUAGCGGAUGCCUUGUGCGUGCCUUUCAGCGCAAUCCGUUUUGUACUUUGAGUUGUGUGUUGAUAGUCAGUCAAUAACGGUUGGAUUGUAUAGAGAGAAGAAAAGAAGAAGAAGGAAAUAUAUUAAUAAGUCUAAGAACUUUUGAGAUGACAAUAUGCCUCCUGUAAAGAUUCCACCCAAUUUGACGUUAACAAUCGAUGCCCAUAAGAAAUGGCUGACGUUACUAGAUGAAGCUAAGGAGUUGGUAGAUGAAGAUAUUGAUUUACAGGAGAAAGCAGCCAAAGGCCUCCGUCUGAAAGACAGGAACCUCCCAGCCGAAGUCCUAGGCCGCAACUAUGCGCAGUACUGUGACGUCAUCAACCGAAUGUACGACUCGUAUCUGAACAAUGUCCACCUCCAGAGGGCGCCGUAUAUGCUGCAGAUCAUCAGCGUGCUUUUAAAGAGAUUAUACGAGCUACGCAACGAGAUAGUCCAUCUGAUCGUGAACGACUACAUCUAUGUAGACAGUGGCUUGAUACAGUACAGACUGACUCCGGAUCAGAUUCAGAUAGUGAUCCCAUACCACUUCCCUCUGGAAUGCCGAAACGAAUCCACCGAGCAAUUAUUGCAAAAGAUGUGGGCUGAAUCUUACAAAAGAAAGAACGCUCCUCCCAAAAAGGAAAAACCAUCAAAAGCAGCCAAGAGUGGGAUGUUCUCAGAAACAGAUGUGCAGGAAGCGGCAUCAGAGUCGUCAGAAGAAGAAGAAGAUGUUUCAGAGGAAAGUGUUCAUACGGUGAUACCAGAAGAAUACAUCCAGGCAAACAUAAUACAGGCCCAUGAAAGAUUCAGACAAUGGUACAUUGCUGACUACAGAUCGAAAUGUAACAGACGGAAAACAUAUUUCGCGGACAAAGUUCAAGAGGCGCCAUUGGAAAUGAAAAUCAAGGCUGCCACACUAAUUCAGAAAAUAUACAGGGAAUUUAUGAAGGUAAAGAGACAGCGAGUGGUGGAUACAAGAAAGGAUAUGAUGCUGGGACUCAUCCCCAACCCUUGGGCGGAUUCUUUGCACUUUGAAACAGAGAACAAUAAAAUCUACGAGAGACGACGCAAAACAAGAACGAAACUACAAGGGAUAUUCCUAAAGGAGCUGGAGAAAGAGAAGAUCCGACUGCUAGUAUUCAAGAAAGAGAACCAGAUCGAUGACAUCACGGAACAAGUCAGGGUCUGGUUUAGAGAAUGGUACUACGGAUACGGAUUCUUCCCGGAGUUCCCUUAUGACGUAGAAGGGGGCACCAUGAUGGUCAUCAGGGGCGACUACCCGACCAUCCAGGAGAAGAAGGAUGAAGAUGAGAAGUACUUAGCUGCUACCAAGGGGAAAACGAAAGAAAUGCUAAAACAAGAGAAACAGCAGGCGAAAGCAGACGCUUUGAUGAGAGCCGAGAUGGCGAAAGAAGCGGCGAAGAAGGAAGCAGAACAGCUGUUGAAGUUGCGAUGUAAUCCCAUGUCCGAUCCUGGAUAUGAAGUCAAGACAUCAGAGCUGAAAGGGAGCUUGCUUGAGGCUUUCCAAAACUACCGCGCGGCCUGGUCCAUCUACGACAGGUUUCCACCUGACACGUGCGCUGACGUGGUCUACGGGUACAUCCACGGGCUGCUGACGGAAGAACUGAUGUGUCAGUUACAUAAGGAUGCCAGGAAAUACGUGGAUGAGCUCAUGAGGAUAGACCUAAAGCUGCUGAUCAAGGCGCAGCAAAUAAUGUACAAGGAGGUGGGCUGGAAGUUUCCUAAGAUGAGGACCAGGCCCAAGCCCAAGAAGCCUUCGGUGCCCAAGCCCUUGGUCGUGGAUAACGCACUGCUGAAGGAGUUUGAGGAGGUUUUCGACCUAGGCAUCAUCAGCAAGCCUACAGCCAAGAUGAAGGAUGUGUACGGUGACACCAACUAUGCUGCCUACGACCUCAACAUACGGGACCCCAAUGCAACAUUCCCCCCACCAGGAUACGGGGACAUAAAGAACCGCGUCACCCUCUCCUGCAUCUACGGGAUCGGGAUGGACCCUGGCGCCACCAGGAACAAAGCCGUCAUGCUGAUGGGACCCCCCAGGAAUGGGAAGAGCUUCCUGGUUGAUGUGGUAGCUGGGGAACUGAAAGCUGUGAAGAUCGACAUCACUCCAGAGGUGUUCAGCGCUGUCCUGGAGAAGCCAGCCAAGGUCCUGACCCAAGUCUUUCAAAUCGCAAAGGUGUUCCAACCUGCUGUCAUAUACAUGAGGAAUGUGGAAAGAGUUUUCGCUAAAAAGGUGCCACCAGAAGAUAAAUACCUGAAUGCAAAAGUAUAUAAAGCAGCAUUGACGAAGUUGCUAAAGACCAUGCUGAUCGAAGAUAAAAUCAUUUUUAUAGCAACAUGUUCCGACCCGUUCUCGGCACAGCCGAAGCCGUUGGUGUCUCUGUUCGACGAGGUGAUCCUGGUGCCUAGAACUGACUAUGGAACUGUUCAGAGAUUCUUCUAUGAGAAACUACAAAGCAUCCGAAGCAUGCCUCGCGACUACUGCGUGCAGGCGUUGGCGCAGUUGAUGCAAGGGUAUGGAUUCGGGAUCAUCACGGAGCUGUAUGAUAAGAUCAUGAACCCCCUUAGGAUUGUCAGGUUGCAUAUAACUCCGCUAUCUCCAGAAGAAUUCUUGGAGCCGUUGAUUGAAGAGGGAAUCGAACCUGUCACUAUAGAGGAUUACCAAGAAUACGUUGACUUCUUCAUAACUAACUCUUACUUGAAGAGAGAGAGGGAAGAGUACGACUUCAUCAACAGAUACAGGGAAGUGGUUUACAAGAAAAUGGCGAAAGAAAAGAAGAAAUAAGAUUAUUAUUUGACAAGACAUACGUCCGUAUUAAUUUAACUUACGAGGCGUCACAUUAAGACCGAUUCUUGUCGUGUAAUAGCGCAGUUACACAAUGCGCGAAGUUGUUCGACUCAGAUAGUGUAAACACACAGUUCCAGUUCGUUUCGCCGUGUGUCGCCCAUAUUUCCGUACUGCUCGCGCUUGUGUCCGAUCAACUUCGCACAUAGUGUAACUGCUCCUUAAAGGUACAGAGACUCGCGACCUCUGGUGACUAGCGAAGUCAACUCGCAACAACGUACAAUCUGUUUUCAAGCGCUUCCACUAGAUGUCGCUGUGCUGACUUAGUUCACGAUGUCAUGUAUUUUUUCCUAAAUUAAUAAUAACUUUAAUGUUUCCGACGUCAGAUUGUGCCUUAUAACAAGUGUUAGCGACUCGUUAGGCGUGACGUGGCGUACUGACCUCUAUAACUGUAAUUUUUGUAAAGGGAUCCUUAAAAAAGAAUUGUAAAAGGAUCUCUUAUAAAUUAUACAUAAAUACCUAACGCCAGCGAUGACGAGGGCAAAAUAAGUUCAAAAUAGUCUGAUACAAGAACACUUACUGAAAACUCAUGCGGACUUCAGAGAACUUUCUAAAAGUAUAAUAUUCCUUAAUCUACAUGAAAAACUGCCUUUUUUUAUUAAUAUUGAUAAAAAUAUGUUGCACAUUUUUGUUUAUGUCGUGUACUCGUACGUUAUUUUAA